UUUUUUUUCCUUUUCUUCUUUUUCUUUCCCUUUCAAUUGAUUCAAUUGUUACUUUUUGCUUACUGAUUUUCUUUUAUUGCUCUUCCCGUUUCUUCAUUUUAUUUGCGCUACUUCUCUUUUUCGAUCGUUUCUGUGUUCUGUUCAAUGGCUAAAGAAGACGAUGUCACCAACUUUGUCAUCGGCAUCUUUGUCUCACUAGCUGCUUCAUUUAUGGACGCCUUGGGUCUGAACAUCUUGAAACUGGAUCAUGUCAGGGCAGAGAUGAAAGAAGCCCAUGAAAAAAGAGGCGACUGUGGCCGUCCGUUGUGGCAUAUCGGCCUUUAUACUUAUAUUGCAAGUCAGCUUAUUGGUAGCACCAUCGCUCUCAAUUAUCUCAAAACACAGUGGGUCGCCCCUCUCGGUAGUGUCGCUCUCAUCUACAAUUUCAUCUUUGCCAAAAUCCUCGUCGGUACCAAAAUCACACGCAAAGAUGUCUUGGGAACCUUUGUCGUGAUAGCCUCAGUGAUUUGGAUUGUGGUAUUUGGUGGCAUGUACAAUGGAGACGAUCCUGAAGAAUCCAUUUCGCUGGAAAAUCUAAAAACGCUAUUUGUUCGACCUAUUUUUAUCAUUUAUUUCAGUGCGCUAAACAUCAUCACACUCUCUGGUAUGGCUUUUGCGGUUUGGUCUCGUUGGGCACUGGCGGACGAUGCGAGGAAACGACGCAAUCAGUUGUUCUCGUCCAUGAAACCCAAAAAAAUGCGGCGUCUCAUUGGUCUAUUGUUCAGUUUGGUCGGUGGAAUGCUGGCCAGUGAGACCUUACUGCUAGCCAAAAGCGGAGUCAAGCUGUUCACAUUGUCUGUCAGUUCGCAAGUCAAUCAAUUCACCGACAACACGAGCCGAUUUAUUCUUUUAGCGUUACUCUUGACUGCUAUUAUGCAGGUUUACUGUCUCAAUUCGGCACUGAAAUUGUACAAUUCUGUGGUCGUGGUUCCUGUAUUCUAUGGCACUUACACAGCGCUCGGACUUGUCAACACCAUUAUUUAUCUGGAUGAAAUUGGCAAUUACCCAGGCUGGGCCAUUGCCUUGGUAUUUGGCGGCAUUGGCGCUUUGAUCUAUGGGGUCUUUUUGCUCAGUUCGAAACCGGAUCUGUCGCAUCCUAUCGAUAAUGAAGAAGAAAUCACUCCAGAUCAGGAAAUGAAUAUCCUCAACCUUGAUUCCUCCAGCUGGCCUACCGCCAAAGAAGAAAAAGAAGCCGCUAGUGCAAGGUUACCCGGCAGUCUGGGUGAAGCGAGCGGAAGUCACCAGCAACUCGUACCGCCUACGACCGAUCGCGAUUUCAAAACCAACUCUCACUUACAACCGACCAGUCGAGUGCACCGCUGGUUAGCGCGUAUACGCCACGUUGCUGAUCGACGAUCCAUAGAUCAUUCCAAUGAUACCUUUAUUGGGUUACAGACCAAUCAAGUGAUCAAUGUCACUAUCCCAGUUCCCUCCCAAAUCGAUGCACGGAACAUCACAAGCGAUGCGACCAUUCACCAACAAGAAGAAAUAUUAAGGCAUCGCCACUCAUGUCAACCGUCUUCACGAACCUCCGAUUCCAACCUUCAACUGCACGACGGUUCUCCGCUUGCCUCCUCCACACCCGAUAGCGCCAAGGUGAAGCCUUGAUUGUCCCCGUUUCUUCAAAAUCACAACACCCAAUCAUGAUGUCUAUUCUCCUCUUUUUCGUUACACAUAUUCAUGUCAAACCAUAUAAAAAACC
Radiomyces spectabilis is the source of this 1741-nucleotide messenger RNA. RefSeq lists its product as uncharacterized. Gene Ontology annotation, molecular function: magnesium ion transmembrane transporter activity. Gene Ontology annotation, biological process: magnesium ion transport. Gene Ontology annotation, cellular component: membrane. Bases 145 to 1647 code for a protein of 500 amino acids. The record is from RefSeq and is a predicted model, not a curated record. The transcript is spliced from 7 exons. Lineage: Eukaryota; Fungi; Mucoromycota; Mucoromycetes; Mucorales; Radiomycetaceae.